CAUUUCCUCACUCAUGGAGAGGGUCAGGUAGGCAAGUAUGAGGUGAUACCAUAUCCUCCAACAUUUUACACAUAUAAAUCGGUACAAAUUUGAAAAGAGGGCGUGGUCACGAGAAAAGGCCUUUUCCUAUACUUUAAAAAAUCGGUACAGACCAAAAAAAAAAAAGGUACUGUGCCUGCCAAAAAGGUACAGUUGGAGGGUAUGUGAUACCAGCGCUGGAGAAGACACCCGAUGUUGACAGCACAAAAUGGCCAAUCCAGCUGCAAAGAAGACUGAGGCCUGGAGCACCACUGUGAUUGUGAGCAACACUUUGCAGGAUCAUGAAGUGACAGCCUCAUUGUUGAACCAACAGCAUAAAGUUCGUUUUUCAGAGUCUGUGCAAAGUGGAUGUGUUAUUUUUCCUCUAUCUGGCAUAGCUUUUUUGUUGGCAAGCACUCAGGAACUCCUUGGAAUGCAGAGAGAAACAGUAUUUGUUAGAAUACAACAAUUCAUAUCUGUUCAUCGAAACAGCUUCUUAGUGAUAGUGGCCGCUCUCCAUGGGCCAGAGGAAUGGGACCUAAUGUUCCGGAUUCAGCUGAGAUUCCUUGGAAGUAAUUUGCGAAUAAUUCCUGCCCAUAAUAGCGCAGAUAUAGUUAAAAGCAUUUUAACUAUAGCAAAGGUUACAUGCAAACCUUACCUUGAUGACAUACGUGACAGACUUCUCCAGGCCAAAGCACACAUUGUCGAAAACAGUCCAGUGUGGAAAACACUAGACCAGAUGUAACACUACGGAUGCUAGAAGUAGAAGAUGUUUCUAGUCAAGUCAAUGUCAUUCGUUUACUUAUAUUUUAAAAAAGUUUGCCAGUGUUAGGCUAGAAAGGGAGAUUUAAAAUAAAUUCUUACAACAGUUUACAGUUAGUUGAACAGUUAGUGAAGACAAGAGCUGCUUUAUGUAGCUCUGCGCACACUAAAACUGGCGUGAUUACCAGGAUAAAAUGUAUGGGGAAAAAAAGAUGUGUUUUGGUUGCCAAUUUAGGAAAACAAAUAGUUAAUAAAUAAAUAAAUAUAUAUAUAUAUAUACAUUUCCCCCCUGGAACAACAACUGACUGUUGGGCAGUAUGGUGAAUUGUGUAUUGUUAUUUUUUCCCCUCUUCUCCUGUGCAGUGAACAAUAUAUUAAA
Molecule: messenger RNA, 1159 nt
Organism: Pseudophryne corroboree (corroboree frog)
Lineage: Eukaryota; Metazoa; Chordata; Amphibia; Anura; Myobatrachidae
Gene: C9H1orf146
Product: chromosome 9 C1orf146 homolog
Exons: 6
Coding region: 248-763 (171 amino acids)
Biological process (GO): synaptonemal complex assembly; reciprocal meiotic recombination
Cellular component (GO): chromosome
Source: RefSeq, a predicted model, not a curated record